AUGGGAUACACUGACCCUUCAUCAAGCAGGGAUUUGCUGGGAAACAGAACUUUGUUCUUCAUAUUCAUCUGCGCCUUUGCCGUGGUCACCUUGCUGCAGCAGAUCCUCUAUGGGAGAAACUAUCUCAAAAGAGGGCUGCAGUUUAGCUGGCAGAAUGGAGAGGAAUUGGCAAAUUGGACCGGCACCUUUAAUUUCACGGAUGACGGAGCAGUGAAGAGUGGCAGUGACACAGGCACCAGGUAUUUUGAGUUUUAUGAAGGGCCUUUGGAAUACAAUUCUACCAAAUGCCUGGAAUUACGGCAGGACAUCAUUGAGGUGAAGGUUUUGUCUAUGGUGAAACAAACUGAAUUGUUUGACAGAUGGAAGAGCCUACAGAUGUGCAAAUGGGAGAUGAAUGUCACAGAAGCUAAUUUAUUCAAGUCUACUUUGUCGAGGUGUUGCAAUGCCCCUGCCUUUCUGUUCACCACCCAGAAAAAUACUCCCUUGGGAACUAAACUGAAAUAUGAAGUGGAUACUAGUGGAAUCUUCCAUAUCAACCAAGAAAUCUUCAAAAUGUUUCCAAAGGAUAUGCCGUAUCACCGCUCGCAGUUUAAGAAAUGUGCGGUGGUUGGGAAUGGAGGAAUUCUGAAGAACAGCAGAUGUGGCCGGGAGAUCGACAGUGCAGACUUCGUGUUUCGAUGCAAUUUGCCUCCUAUAUCUGAGAAAUACUUCAUGGAUGUUGGGGUAAAGACAGAUGUCGUGACUGUCAAUCCCAGUAUAAUUACUGAGAGAUUUCAUAAGCUGGAAAAAUGGAGGAAACCCUUCUACAACGUGCUCCAGGUCUACGAGAACGCUUCCGUGCUGCUGCCAGCUUUCUACAACACUCGCAACACGGAUGUCUCAAUCCGGGUCAAAUAUGUCCUGGAUGAUUUUGAAUCUCAGCAAGCUGUUUAUUACUUUCAUCCCCAGUAUCUCAUCAACGUCUCACGCUACUGGCUUGGCCAAGGGGUGCGGGCCAAGCGGAUUAGCACUGGACUGAUCCUGGUGACUGCUGCCCUGGAGCUCUGCGAAGAGGUCCACCUUUUUGGCUUUUGGGCCUUCCCCAUGAACCCCUCAGGGAUUUUUAUAACUCACCACUACUAUGACAAUGUGAAACCUCGCCCUGGUUUUCAUGCUAUGCCCUCAGAAAUCUUCAACUUCCUCCACAUGCACAGCAAGGGGAUCCUGCGGGUUCAUACAGGGACCUGUAGCUGCUGUUGA
Molecule: messenger RNA, 1239 nt
Organism: Gymnogyps californianus (California condor)
Lineage: Eukaryota; Metazoa; Chordata; Aves; Accipitriformes; Cathartidae
Gene: ST8SIA5
Product: ST8 alpha-N-acetyl-neuraminide alpha-2,8-sialyltransferase 5
Exons: 8
Coding region: 1-1239 (412 amino acids)
Biological process (GO): N-glycan processing; oligosaccharide metabolic process
Molecular function (GO): alpha-N-acetylneuraminate alpha-2,8-sialyltransferase activity
Source: RefSeq, a predicted model, not a curated record